GAACAACCAACCCCCAGAGAAUCUUCAAAGGCGAGGGACGGCUCUCUGCACUGAGUGUGGGCAGCUUUGCAGAAGCGAUCAUGGUGAAGAUUGGAGAAUGCACUUGGAAGAGAAACCUUACGAGUGCUCGGAUUGUGGGAAGAGGUUCAGCCGGAAAGCCGACCUUGUCAGUCAUCAGAGAAUACACACGGGGGAGAAACCCUACAAAUGCCCAGACUGCGGGACCAGCUUCAGCGACUGCUCGAGCCUCAGCAGGCACCGCAGGACCCACAGCGACGAGAGGCCCUACAUCUGCUCGGAGUGUGGGAAGAGCUUCGCUCAAAGAGCAAACCUUAUUAAGCAUCACCGGACCCACACAGGGGAGAGGCCUUAUACCUGCUUAGAGUGCGGGAAGAGCUUCAGCCAGCAGUCGAACCUGAUCUUGCACAGGAGAACCCACACGGGGGAGAGGCCCCAUAAGUGCCCCGAGUGCGGGAAAGGCUUCAGCCGGAGGUCGCACCUCCGCGUCCACGAGAGAGCCCACACUGGAGAGAAGCCGUUCCUGUGCUCGGUUUGCGGGAAAGGCUUCAGCCGGAGGCCUAAGCUGGUGACACACCAGAGAAUCCACACGGGAGAGAAACCGUACGAAUGCUCUGACUGUGGCAAAGGUUUCACGGGAGCCUCUAGUCUGAACAGGCAUAAGCGGAUUCAUUCCGGGCAGAAGCCAUGUUUUGAACUGAGCAGCUGUUUUGAGGGAGGGCAGCACAGUGUUCAGUAGGCCCCAAAGACCUACAGGCACCAAUGACUCACUUCUAUGCACAGUGGACUCUGGUGUCGUGGUUUGAGCGUCCGGCUAAGACUGUGAAUAUCCGAGGUUGUAGUCAAUUCACUCCCAGCCUGAGCGGACCCAUUGAAACGAAAGAACCUACAUUAGUCAUGUCCGUUAACGUCAGUGUGUCUACUCUGAGUAGGACUAGCACUGAAUAUGACCGCCGGGAUCAAAUCCCCACUCAGCCAUAAGGCUUCCUUAGGGGACCUUGGGCUCGUGCAGUGGUUCCCAAACUUUUUCGGGUCGCUGCCCUCUUGGUUCCAUAAGUUCGCCCCCUACCCUAUGAAAAGCAUUAUUCAGAAUAGCGGUUUCCACAACCCACUAAGGAAGAUAACACAAUCAAAUUCAAAACAGGAACAAUUAAUUGCACAUAUAUUCUAAAUCCAGUUAGAACUAUUUCGUAGCAUUGGAAGGGACCCUGAGGGUCAUCCAGUCCAACCCCGUGCAAUAAUUUAGUUUAAUUCAACAAAAUUGAUUAACUUGAUCCCCUGAUGCCAGCUUUUCAAAGUCUGCUGGUCAUUUACACUUCCUGUGUGUAUUGUUGUUCUUUACAUUUUAAGCAAUGUGUUCCUUGUAUUCUCUCUCCCCCCACCCAACAGCAUCCCAUAGAGUCUGCUUGAAUUUAUUUUGCCACAAGUUUGUGUUCCAUUUUGUUUCCUACAUUUGGACAAGACUUACGUUUUCUGAAAGAUGCCUCCUUGCCUC
Messenger RNA from Podarcis muralis (Common wall lizard), 1513 nucleotides. Lineage: Eukaryota; Metazoa; Chordata; Lepidosauria; Squamata; Lacertidae. The record is from RefSeq and is a predicted model, not a curated record.